AUGAUUAGUAGAAUCGACUGCAUGCACUGGCAAUGGAAGAAUUGCCCAACUGCCUGGCAAAGAGAUUACGGGAAUAGAAAAGUCCAUAAAGGUAUCAUCCUUGAAGCCGUUGCUGGCUUUGACAUAUGGGUUUGGUAUGCCUUCUUCGGAGUUGCCGGAUCCCAAAAUGACCUCAACGUGCUGGGUCAAUCCCCGGUCUUCAACGAUGUUUUGAGAUAUGCAAGCCCGAAUAUCACCUAUCAAAUCAACAAUACAAUGUACCAGACGGGGUAUUAA
This is a messenger RNA of Prunus armeniaca (apricot), 276 nucleotides long. NCBI's taxonomy places the organism in Eukaryota, Viridiplantae, Streptophyta, Magnoliopsida, Rosales, Rosaceae. The record is from the annotation of a GenBank genome assembly.